CGCCCACCCGGAAGUUCCGUUAAAUUGUAUUUGUUUAUACUUUCCUUCUCAAUUCACUAUUUAAAUAAGGUAAAUAAAAUUUAAAGUAUUUCGAUUAGCAUUUUAGGAACUUAUCUCCAAUAAUUUGAUUGAAUGCAAGAUUGAAUGAAUAAGCCAAUGAUUAUCAAUAGCAUUGGAAGAUUGGAAGAAUUUGCAUUUUGCUAACUGCUGUACUUAGCCUGUACUGUACUGUACUCUACUCAAAAUGCAUCGCUUACCGAUGACGAUGAUUGAAUGAUUAACUCAUGAGACAUGAAUUCAUGCUAUCAAUUUCUUUUUAAAAUAAUCAUUGUUUAUUUUAAAAAAAUUGAUAGCAUGAAUUGUCUCAUGAGUAUAAUUAUUAUUGAAUUUAAUGUGUAGCAGAAUAAGUUUAGUAGUCGAAGUCAGUAGUCGCCAGAAUGAAGUGGAGUACUCAGUUAACUCAGCCUCAGUGCUCUCAAGUACUAUAAUAUUGACUUGUGAUAUUGCUAGUUGGGGGAAAAUGAAUAAAACACACAACAUUAACAUUACUAACUGACUGACUGACCAAACUAAGUCUACUAAUUAUCUAAUCAAUGAUAAAAAAAUUGAAAAUAGUUAACGCUUUUUAGUGCCUAAUUAAUCAUAUUUAGCCCUCUUCUUAAUAAAUUAAUUUUCUUAAUAAAUGUGUUAUUUUAUGCCUACUAAACCUACUACUACUAAUAUACUAAAGUUAAAGCCCUAUUAGCUGUUAGUGUUAUCUCUUAUUUUAGCGCUAAUCAGGAGUGAUUAUUUAUUGAUUCCCUUUUUUAAAACUUAAAUGUAGGUACCUCGGGUUAAGCAAGGGAGACUACUAAAAAAAUUUUUAAGGGAAAUAAUGAGUCGGCGCACGAAGAUUCAAGUUUAAAAAUUGUUUGAUCUUGGUGCUAUUUCAUUCAUAAGUUGAAAGUUCAUAGUAAGUAGUCCUAAACCAGUAUUAUUUUUCGGGGGACGCCUUACUACAUGCACUAAAUAAAUUAUAUAUAUAUAGAGUAUAGGGCUAAUGUUAGCUAGACUUGGUAAACAGAAAAUCCAUAUCGCAAUUAAAUUAUAAUUUAUAAUAUAAAGCAUAUUGCACAGUUAGAUAAGUUACACAUUAUUUAUAAUAGCAUAAUAGUGUUAAAAUUAAUUUUAAAAUUAGAACUUAUAAUAAACAGAAAAUAAAAGGUGCCUAAAAUUAUCAUUUAAACAAGUGUUAUACUACAUGACUUCGCGAUCAGCAGUCUGGUCACAAAAUGUGGAGUAGCAGUCCAUAAUAAAAAAAUUAUAAAUUAUAAAUGAACACUCAUUUUAAAAAUUCAUAGCUCAAAAAAUAUUAAAUCUAAAAAGUUGAUUCUGGUUUCCAUUAUUUUUUUUUUUUUGGUUUUGAUUUGAAGUUUGCUCUAUAUGACUGAAAUAUUUCAAUAAUUUUUCAAACUGUUUUAUUUUUUUACUGAAGUACCUAUUAAAUAUUUUAAAGCUAUCUAUAUAUUGACCAGAUUGGACUAAAUUGAAACACUCCAAUAAAUUAGUUAAUAGAACAAAAAAGGUCUUUUACUAUUUCUAUUUUAAUUUAUUAUUUUUUUUCCAAUUUGUUUGUCUUUUUUUUUUUUUUUUUUUUUUUGUUCUUUUUAGGUGUUUUUUUUUUUUUUUUUUUUAUUUUAUUAUUUUUUUUUUAAUUUUUUUUUUUUUUUUUUUUUUUUUUUUUUGUGGGCUUUUAAGGGAAUUUUUAUUUUCUGAUCUCUACUUGUAACCCACAAUGUCACACGGUGAUGUACUUUUUAUGUUGUACUUGUACCAUUUGUUACAGAGUUUUUAUUUUGGGAAAAAAAGACGAUAUUUGGCUUAUAAAAUCAUUAAAAUAAUGAAAUAAAUAAGUUAAUUAUUUAUUUUUAAAAGUUAAUUUGAAAAAAAAAACUUGUUUAAUUGAACUUAGUAUGCUAAAAUAUAAAUGACUACCUAAAGGUCACUUAUUUAAUUUGAGUAGCUUAUCACUUACACUAUCAGCGUAUCACUUAGACUAUCAGCGUGAGUGCUCAUACUGUGAGACUGUGAAUGUUUUACCUUGGCCGUGUUGACUUGACUCAUGACUGUUAAACACACUCACAAUGUCAGUGUCACAGAGUUACUUGCAGUCAUAUUGUGCAUACUGGCUUACUCAUUUCAAUUAUCAUUUAUAGGGUUAUAGCCUGUCAUGUAGUCUAUUAUUAUUCUCCAUUAUAGACUUAAAGACGUGAGCUGAUAUCUUGCCGUUUAUUUGGUAAACCAUCAAGUAUCAUGGAAUGGUUGAUAAGAAUUUCUAUACUGAUUAUCUUUUGUAAUUUAUAUAAUCCAAUAGCUGGGUAGACAAUUUUGAUUUUUAUUUCUCUGUGUAAUUUCAUUUUACAUUAGCAAUUUCGACCAUUCUAGAAAUUAGACUUUUAGAAACUAUUGUAGCCUAUUAGACUUUUAGAAACUAUUGUAACCUAUUGGACCUUUAGAAUCUAUUGUAGCCUAUUAGAAUUUUGGAAACUAUUGUAGUCUAUUAGACUUUUAGAAACUAUUUUAGCCUGACUUAUAGAAAACUAUUGUAGCCUAUGAGGCUUUAAGAAAUUAUUGUAGCCUAUUAAGCCUGCGAUACCUAUUAUUAACAGGUAAUAAAAAUAUUGUUUUUGGCAUUUCUGAACUAAACUAGGUAUUAAAAUGAGUGGAAGCAUUGAUGAUGAUGAGGAUCCUGAACACUCACAGGGGCCAGCACCUGCACCUCUUGAUCUUGGGCGUUUGGAAGUAGAAGCCAAACUGGCAGCUGCAAAACAUGUUGCCAGUUUAUUGCAGGUCUUAACUUUUAAUAAAUAAAGCUAAAUAAGAAUAUUCAAAAUAUAAAUGAAAAUUUCUGUUGUAAUUCAUAAUUAUAGUUCAUGCAGAGGCGUAGCGUGGUGGGGGCAAGGGGGACAGAUGUCCCCGGGAGCCAGCUAGUUAGGGGCGUCAAAAUAUGCUUUGAUAUUAUUUUAUUGAUGAAAAUAAUGGGUUUGAGAGUUGAAAAAGAGAAAAAGGGGCGCUAAAAAUGGAUCUUGUCCCCGGGCGUGAAUCUUGUCCCCGGGCGCCAAACACCCUCACUACGCCACUGAGUUCAUGUUCUCUUGGUGAGAUUUGCCAUAUCAGUCUAAUAGAUUGAAUAGAAUACAAUAAAAGUGUAUUGUCUUAAAAAAUAGAAAUGAAGAGGUAGAACUGGCCUUAUUUAUUUGUUCAUUGAAAGGUUACGCACCCAAAGCAUUUCUAUUUAUUAUAAAAAGUUUAUUCUUUGGAUGUGUUGUUGAUAAGUUUAGUUUUAACAAGCUCUCAUUAGUAUAGCCAAUAGUUUUAAUUCAAUGUGAAAAUCUUCCUCUUAACAGAGACCGGAUCAGCUGGAUAAAGUGGACCAGUAUAAAAGAAGAGUAGCACGAAAGAAAGUUAGUGGUUGCCUUGUCCAUUUUUUUGUUCAGAUCUUAUUGUUAUCUAUUCAAUAGUCUUGCAGUAAUGUGCAUGUUAUUGUUAUGAACUGGUCUUAUGAGCCUGGUUGCUUGCCCAUGGAAUAGUUGUAGGCCGCAGUUGAUGAAUAGUUUUUUGAGGUUGAGUUGUGAUUAUGUGAGGCGAGGGCCAGUUGUGAUUGGUCGAGUUAGGGAGGGCCACUUCUCAGUGAUUGAGUUAGUUGUAUGGGAGCCCCCCGGGGCUCUUGUCGUCAUGUCGAUCAAUGAUAUGCUUGAUAAAGAGGCGCUCGCCACGAACCCCCUGAAGCGUUACCCGGGGAACAGUAUCACCGUGUAGGGGACCCGCGCUGAAAGGCAAAGGUAACGCACGGAGACUGCGUUUAUUCGAGCACGAUUGCAUGGCUUCCCACCAAGUGCAGUCGAACUAUUUUACUAAACGCAGAAACAGGUUGGGACAUGAUUACAGUUGCCGUAUGGAUAUGAGGUGAAGGUGUGUGGCAACCUUUCACCGGUGAUUUUAAAUAUGCAGUCUUGAGGGUACUGCUCCAAGGCAACCUCUCUCUCCCAUCUACGGUGUGAAUUAGUCGCACCGUAGAAUAACCAUACAAACCCUAGUAGAGGGCGUCGGUCUUAAACAACUACGCGGUCCCCCCGGGGUGGUAAGGGGGGACUUUAGAGACGUUAAACAUCCACCCCAACCCCUUAGAAAGUCCGGCCCUGUUGCUGCGUGAGCAGCAAUCCGGCUGGCCAGGUGUUUCUUCUCUGGGGCUGCCACACUCAGCGGCCAAUCGAGUGGAGGUCGGGUGUGGCGGUCUUAGGGGCGGAGCGUCCCUGGCGUGCCGCUUCGCGGCCCGAUCGGAAUAAAGACCACUGGGGGAGUGGUUGAUGGCCGGUUUGGUUGGCGGGGUGGUGCGUUGGGGAGGACCAUAUGAGCCUCAAGGCUCGGUGUUCGCUGAUUUUCUUAAGUUAGUUAAGUUAAGUUGUAUGGGAGUUCUGUAGUAAGUGUUAUUGUGAAAUGUGCAAGUCCUAGUGGUAGUCAGUGUAGUAAGAGUAGUAUUAGUGUUGUGAGGAUUUCAUGGAGUGUUUUGUACACUUGUUUUUUUACCCAGUGUGACAGUGUAAAUAAAGAACAUAAGUAUUGACAACCUUGUGUUUUUAUUGCUUGGUGUGAUCCAGUGUGGACGAAAGCAUACCCUAGAGCAGUGUUGUUACCCUAGAUAACAACAUAACCUAUCAAACUGCUCGUUCAUUUAACUGCAGUAGUUUGUUAAUUGUGAACUUGUCCUAAGAAGACAGUUUGCUACUUAUAAAAUGUAAGUUAUUGACCAAAACAAUAUUUUAGUUUUCUUUACAAAUAUUGGUCAGUUGAAAAUUUUUGAGUUGUACCUCCCCCUAAUGUUUUUAGGCAUCAGUUGAAGCGAUGUUGAAAACUGUUGUACAAUCUCAGCUGGAUGGUGUGAGGACAGGUCUGAAUCAACUGCAAAGUGCAUUGCAAGAUGUCCACCAAAUCAAACAAAGGUACAUCGGAAUAGAAAUGACGGGUAUCAUUCUUAAAAAUGGGGUUGAUUGUAAAUUUUAGAAAAUUUAUAGAAAAUUUUAUGUAGUAAUGUAUCUAUACUUUCUUUUGUUUAUUGUAUAAUCAUUAAAUUUGAAAAAAUUUCUUUUCCAGUCUGGAUGAAAUAGCAGACAACUACAGAAUUAUUGAGCCUCUGCACCAGAAAUUAAAAGAUCUCAAGGGAGAAAAUAACAAAUUCUGCCAGGUUAACAUAAUUUAUUAAUUAACCCAUCCAACUAUGACAUGGCCAAAUCCCACCUCACAAAACGCUUUUUACAUGUUGCUAUAGAGAAAUUGGCUAUCUCUAUAUUAAAUUCUAUCACAAGAUGUGAGACCAAAGGAGGUGACUAAAAAAUAUUUUGUCAUUUUGUCUAUUGGGAGUAUUCAUUAUUUUAACAGUAGGCCAAUAUUUAGUUUUUUUUAUGGCUAUGAUCAUGAGUUAUCUAGUACAGUGUUUCCCAAAGGGGUGUCCACUUAAAAGUUUGGUCAAAACUAGUCUCAUACUUAGCCCAGUAAGACAUUAAGAAAUUACACAACAAAAGCUUCGGCUAAUUAUGGAUGACAACACAUUAAAAAAAAGUAAAAAGAAUUUAAUUUACUUUAUUUCAUGUAAUUAUAUCACAAAAUACAUUUGUUUAAAAUAUAAAAAAAUCUACACAAAUCUAUGGUACAUAUAGAGUAGUUCGCCUUCGGCAAGGAUUUGAAUGAGUAUAAUUUCUUAACGCAGUGGGUUGAAGAGCUAACCUCACAGUACAUUCCAUUAUAAUCUGUCAUUUCCUAUUUAAAAUUGCUAGACAAUAAUAUUCAUUUAGUUUAUAUUUAAUUUAGGUUCAACGUAGAUUCUGCCAACCGUUAAUUAAAAAAAAAAUUUGUUUUUUUUAAACAUAUAAAAUGUGAUGUUUAGAUGCCAUCAAUUCGCACUAUUUUUCUUGUUUCCUCAGUUGUCAGCCGCCCAGGAGAACUUGAAACACAUCUUCACCGUACCAGAGAGCGUGGUCAAGACAAGAGAGUUAAUUAAUGAAGGGAAACUCCUUCAGGCUCACAAACAGUGAGGGUGAUUUUGUUCUGUCUGUUUUAAUUAUAAGAUGAGAUAAGAUGAUGUUUCUGAAUCCUCAUAAAUGGAAAUGUAUUGAUUACACUGUACGUAUUCAACAUAUUGAUAAACAUUCUGAUAAAAAAAAAAUCAAGAUACAACAACUAAAACAUAAGACAUUUUAAAGUGUAUCUCAAGGGCUGAAACUUGCCAUCACAUGUUGUAAAACAUCACUCCCAUAAUGACAUUGAGGAUUAUAGAGUGAUUGUGUGUUUAUUUUUUUAGAGAGUGAUUGUUUGAUUAUUUUUUAGAGACUGAUUGUUUGAUUAUUUUUUAGAGAGUGAUUGUUUGAUUAUUUGUUUCAGUUGUCUACUAAUAAUUUUUACGUUAAAGUUUUUGAUACUUAUGUUUGUUGACCCAACUUUCUUUAACCUUUUCAUUACCGCUGGCGUCGAAGCAAUGUCACGAUCACCCACUUUCAUUUACCAAGGACAUCACAUUGUCAUCAUAACAAAGAGGCAAAGAAACUUUCUGAAAUACCAAGGAUGUCACGUCGACGUCAUAUUUCAAUGCUAUAUAUUUCUUUAUUCGUUAAUUUAUAGAGAAGUCAAUAAGCGAAUCUGAUAGAUUAAGUUUCCUCUUUAAGUUUUUUAAUUGCUGAGUCAGCAAAAAAUUGAUUGCCCCCCCCCACAAGCCAACAGUAAACAGUAUUGAAAGGGUUAAAGCUAUUGAUGCAUCAUUUUUCUAUUUACCUUGGGAUGUGAAACCAUUUGUAUUUUUCUAAAGUUUGACAGACUUGGAGAUGGCCAGGGAUGACCUACUUCUUGCCUUACACAGGCAACCUAAUCAGAGCCCCACUGACAAAAAUGUAAGGAAUGAAAGAAAAUAAUUUUGCUUUACAAAUAGAAUACAUACUUUUUUUAAAUAUCUUACAAGGCGGGAAACUUAGUUGUUGGUUUUGGGUUAAAAUAACUCCCUGCUUCUGAUAUGACAUGUUGAUUUUUAAUUUUUGUUUAAAAGGGGGAAAAAAAAUCAUCUUCCAAUAUUUAAUUUUAAAAAACUGGACCAGAUGGAUCUAUCAAGACAAUUUCACUUGUUGUACUUAAUUACCUUGUGUUUUACUGCUGUUUUCUUCAAUUAGUAAAGGGAAUUUCAAAAACACAAAUGGAAAUUGUUUUUAUAAGGCAUGAACUUACAAUAAGGAUAUCCUAUGUUACUCAUAUUGCAAUAAGCAUAUCCUAUGUUGUUACUCAUCUUACAAUAAUCAUAUCAUAUGUUGUUACUCAUCUUACAAUAAGCAUAUCCUAUCUUGUUACUCAUCUUACAAUAAGCAUAUCCUAAGUUGUUACUCAUCUUACAAUAAGCAUAUCCUAAGUUGUUACUCAUCUUACAAUAAGCAUAUCCUAAGUUGUUACUCAUCUUACAAUAAGCAUAUCCUAAGUUGUUACUCAUCUUACACUAAGCAUAUCCUAAGUUGUUACUCAUCUUACACUAAGCAUAUCCUAAGUUGUUACUCAUCUUACAAUAAGCAUAUCCUAAGUUGUUACUCAUCUUACAAUAAGCAUAUCCUAAGUUGUUACUCAUCUUACAUAACUGGACAAUUACUGUGCCACCUCCUAUUAUUUUGUGGGUCUUGUUUAAAUCUAUUGGUUGGCUGCAUUGAGUCAUCUUGUUUAAAUCUAUUGGUUGGCUGCAUUGAGUCAUCUUGUUUAAAUCUAUUGGUUGGCUGCAUUGAGUCAUCUUGUUUAAAUCUAUUGGUUGGCUGCAUUGAGUCAUCUUGUUUAAAUCUAUUUGUUGGCUGCAUUGAGUCAUCUUGUUUAAAUCUAUUGGUUGGCUGCAUUGAGUCAUCUUGUUUAAAUCUAUUGGUUGGCUGCAUUGAGUCAUCUUGUUUAAAUCUGUUGGUUGGCUGCAUUGAGUCAUCUUGUUUAAAUCUAUUGGUUGGCUGCAUUGAAUCAUCUUGCUAUAUUUAUCUCACAUCAUAGACCCUGACUCAUUAUUUCGCUGAGGUGGAGACUCUGUCUAAAGAGCUCGGCAAACAACUGUGGGUCAUAAUUCAAAGGACUCUCAUGUCUGUGAGAAGGGAGCCAACACUGAUAUGUACGGCACUGCGCAUCAUAGAAAGAGAGGAAAGGUACAACUACUUGGAGAAUUUCACAUUUGGUUUAUUGCUUGGAAAAAAUAACUUACAUUAAAGUGAUAAAUAUGUUUUGGGUUAAUUAUUUGGAAGUAAUUUGAUUUAAAUAAAUCAGACCUGUUUACCCCCAGACUCUUAAAAUCGUACAAUAUCAUCACAAAAUUGUUCUUAAUAGUAAAAAGAAAAACCAUACAGUAUAUACAAUGUAUGCACCUCAAAGUCUUACAUUGUACGUCAAAUUCGUAAGAGUAAACAGGUCUGAUCAAUUACAGUUUUUAAUUAUUAAUAUAUUUUGGAUUACUAAAUGCAGAAUGGACAAUGCUUGGGCCAGAAAAAGUGACCAGACAGGCUUUAUGCCACCGGGUAGACCAAAGUGCUGGAGGUCUAAGUGCCUGGAAGUACUUCAAAACUCCAUUGCAGCUCGGUGAGAUUAGUGCUUCACAUACAAUACAUUAGAGAGUCUGCAAUCUAAAAUUUCAGUGCAAUUGCUAUGCAUAGAAAUAUUAUAUUAAAUGGCAAAAGUUAAUAUAGUUAAAAUGUUUAAAAUAAUUUAAAUAAUAUAUAUUUCUUAGGCUGGUAUCUUUAAAAAAUUGUGAUAUUUUCAUCCAAAUAUUAUAAAUGUAUAUGUUUAAAUUGAUUUUAAAAACUGAUAGCUAUAUAAAUUCAAAAUAAGUAUUACUAAAAUGUGACAACUUAAAUAAAUGUUACAACUUAAGUAAAUGUGACAACUUAAAUAAAUGUGACAACUGAAGUAAAUGUGACAACUUAAGUAAAUGUGACAACUUAAAUAAAUGUGACAACUUUAAUAAAUGUUACAACUUAAAUAAAUGCAUUAAAUAAAUGUGACAACUCAAAAUAAGUAUUACUAAAAUGUGACAACUUAAAUAAAUGUGACAACUUAAAUAAAUGUUACAACUUAAGUAAAUGUGACAGCUUAAAUAAAUGUGACAACUCAAAUAAAUGUGACAACUUAAGUAAAUGUGACAACUUAAAUAAAUGUGACAACUUUAAUAAAUGUGACAACUUAAGUAAAUGUGACAACUUAAGUAAAUGUGACAACUUAAAUAAAUGUGACAACUUAAAUAAAUGUGACAAUUUAAAUAAAUGUGACAACUUAAGUAAAUGUGACAACUUAAAUAAAUGUUACAACUUAAAUAAAUGCGUUAAAUAAAUGUGACAACUGAAGUAAAUGUGACAACUUAAGUAAAUGUUACAACUUAAAUAAAUGCGGCAACUUAAAUAAAUGUGACAACUGAAGUAAAUGUGACAACUUAAGUAAAUGUGACAAAUUAAAUAAAUGUGACAACUUAAAUAAAUGUGACAACUUAAAUAAAUGUGACAACUGAAAGCCAUUAAUUUCAUUCCAGGAUUGAAGGGAGUCAGCUUGAGACCAGAGAUCAAAAUAAGAUGUGGUUGGUUCGUCACCUCGAGAUCACCAGACAGCUGAUGAUUGAUGACCUCAAAGUUGUCAAGGCGAGUAGCCAUGUCAUAGCCAUUUGUAGCUAUUUGUAGCCAUGUUUCUUUAAUAAGGUUUCUUCUGUUCUUAACCUUUGGCAAAACUUGCUCUUGUUGGGAUUCAUACAUUCAGUGUUGAGACUUUUCUUUUUGUGACCCAGUAGUUUCAAAUUGUUUUCCAGCAAUGCAGUUCCGGUUUAAACCGAUAUGUGUUAUUUACUGUAUCACUAAACAGAUGUUUGUUAUUUACUGUAUCACUAAACAGAUGUUUGUUAUUUACUGUAUCACUAAACAGAUGUUUGUUAUUUACUGUAUCACUAAACAGAUGUGUGUAAUUUACUGUAUCACUAAACAGAUGUGUGUUAUUUACUGAAUCACUAAACAGAUGUGUGUUAUUUACUGUAUUACUAAACAGAUGUGUGUUAUUUACUGUAUCACUAAACACAUGUUUGUUAUUUACUGUAUCACUAAACAGAUGUGUGUUAUUUACUGUAUCACCAUUGCACUGGCAACUAAUUUCUAAGUGCUCAUCGCAGUUCUGAAUGAUCCAGCUGUUUUAUAUGAUAAUAAGUACACUUCAAUCUGAUUUUCUUUCGUUAAUUAGACUCAUCAUGUUUAUUGACUUCUUAGACUCUGCUGCCACCUGUGUUCCCUCCAGACUAUGAUGUUGUGAGGAGGUACACCAGGAUGUAUCACAAGGCACUAUCACUUCAUGUAAGUGUUUCUGUCGGCUGUAACAUAAGUCUAUGCUGAGCUUUUGAUUUGAAAAAAUAAAAAUAAAAUUACAGUAAUAACAAUAAUAUAUAAUAAUAACAUAAAAUGAUAAAGUAAAAUAAUAAGAUAAAUAAGGUUCUCUUUUGUUAAAAUUCAUGGGUCUCACUAAUUUUUUUUAUUGUUCAGACCUGCUCUUCAUCUGUUGAGUUAAAUCAUUUUUAAAUGCUAGUCUUUUUGGUGUGCAUGCUAAUUUCAAGGUUUAUUAUUAUCAAUACAAUAGGAAAACAAAAUGCAUAUAUAGUAUAAUAUGUAAAAACAAUGUGCCAGGACUCCUUGCGGUAUAUUCUCAAUCUAAAGCCCUUUCUUACAUAAGGCAACCACUAUUGUUUUUCCCAGGAAAUGCUGACUGCAUAAAAAUAUGCCAGUGUAAACUGUUUGGACUUUUACAAAUAAUUCUUGUAUAUAACUAAAAGUGUUAUAAUCUUAUAUGCAUUAUGUAUAAUGCAUAAGGAAGACAUUUGCUCUGCAUGUCAACACAUACAGAGUAUUUCCAAAAAUAGAGAACUGGCCUCAUAAAGAAAUGUGAAGUAACCUUGUCUUUCCAUGAAUGUAUUCUGCUAUAAAUAAUAAUUAACAAGUUGGUGUAAGUGAAGAUUGAAAAGUAUAGGUCAUGUGCUGGUGCCAAACUUAAUCAAAAUAAUAGAUAUCUGAUGGUUCUAAGUAUAAAUUUUAUUUGCUGAUCAAAUAUUAGCCACUAUACUGGGCUUUCCUCAGAAAAAAAACUUCUUCUUCUAUAUCUUAAGGGCCCACGAUCAAUUUAUUGAUCAUUUUGGCUCCUAUGCAUGUAGAUGGGAUUUGCAAUGUUUCUGUUACUGGUGGUGAUGAGGAAAUUAUGCACUAGGGGUUUGAAGGCUUGAGGCAAUAGACACAAAUGUGUCUAGUGUUGUAACCAUUAGCCUAAUAAGCCACCCAAGCAAGGUCAUGCUAAAGGUCAUAAUGAACCGACUAAGACCAAAUACCAACAGAAUCAUUGCUGAAGAACAGGCGGACUUCAGGCAAGGACAUGUCACUACUGAGCAGAUCCUAAGCCUCUGAAUACGAUGUGAGAAAUAUGCUCAACACCAACAAAACCUGUACCACGUCUUUGUGGAUUUCAAGAAGGCUUUUGACAGCAUAUAUGGGCCAACAAAGGAUGAAUAUGGAUGGAGAAUACGAACCAACCAUGAAUUAUACAGUCUAUAUCAGGAUCUCACGAUAGUAGCAGAAAUAAAAAGAGGCAGGCUACGCUGGGCAGGACACCUAGAGAGAAUGCCAAAUGACAGAGGAAUGAAGAGGGUGCAUCACCCUUACCCCAGAGGAAAAAGGCUCAAAGGCAGACCAAGGCUUAGGUUGAUAGAUAAUGUGGAAAAUGAUCUACAGCAGUUGGGAGUCCAAGCAUCGAAAAGAAAGGCAUUAGUUAGGUCUGAGUGGAAGGAAGUGGUGAGACAGGCCGGCGCCCUGCAUGGGCUGUAGCGCCACAGGGAUGGAUGGAUUCGACAGCAUUUGGCAUGCUGCUUUAUGAGCCACCAUGAGGCACUGCAACAUCAACACAAACCUAACCAGCAUGAUAUGCAACCUCUAUGAUAAGGCCACCAGUGCAGUCUUCUUCAACAAUAACAUUGGAGAAUAUUUCAAGACCACGGUUGGAGUACGACAAGGCUGCUUGCUCUCUCUCACCCUUUUCAACAUCUUCUUGGAGAGAAUUAUGUCAGAUGCACUGGAAGCGCAUGUAGGGACAGUCAGCAUUGGUGACAGAACAAUCACCAACCUACGAUUUGCAUAUGGCAUAGAUGGACUGGCUCGAAACGAAGAACUAGUCAACCUAGUAAAACAUCUCGACAAGAUUUCAUCGUCCUUUGGCAUGCAAAUCAGUGCAGAAAAAACUAAAUUGAUGACGAAUAACACCACCGGCAUCUCCACUGAAAUUAAGGUUGGGGAGGAAAGAUUAGAGACAGUAGGCAGCUUCAAGUACCUUAGAGCAAUAACCUUUGAAGAAGACUCCAAGCCCGAAUCGAUGUCCAGGAUUGCCCAGACCACAACAGCACUAAAUAGGCUUUAAAAAAUAUGGAAUGACAAAUAUAUACCCCCCAUCACCAAAAUCUGGCGGAUGCGCUCAUUAAUCCACUCCAUUUUCUUGUAAAACUGCGAGUCCUGGACAUUAACAGCAGGACUUGAAAGAAAAAUAAAGGCGAUGAAGAUGAAAUGUUUUAUAACCAUUCUUGGAACCUGCUCUAGAGACAAUAACGAACAAGUCAAAGAAAAAAUUUGUCAAGCAAUUGGGCAGUAUGAUGACCUCCUGGUGACUGUAAAAAGUCGCAAACUGGAAUGGUAUGUCCCCUUGACAAGAAAACAAGGGUUCCCCAAAGAAAUCAGGCAGGGCACAACGAGAGGACGGAGAAGAAGAGGAAGACAGAGAAAAAGAUGGGAAGAUAACAUCAAAGAAUGGGUGGGACCAAAGCUAGGUGAUGCUGUGUGAAGUGUAGAAAACAGAGAGGAAUGGAGGAGGAUAGUUUUCAUGUCAUCUGUGGCACCCCAAUGGACUAACGACUAAUGUACACGUAGAUGUGGAUGUAGAACAGAUUAUCAGCGUCAACAUAAAUUUUUAGGGUCCAGUCAAAAGGACUUUGCUACAGUACAAAUUAAAAUUAACAAUUUUCUCCUAUUAAAAGCCAGAUUUUUAAUAACUCUUGUAAAUGCUAAACACUGUUCCAGUUAAUACUGAAUUUUGUACACGACUUUAAGUUGACAUCCGUUAAUUACUUUAUUCGACUUUGUUUUAUAUAAUUGAAUCAAAGUACCUGGAGAAAUUUUAAAAAUCUCCUAUGAACUGCUUAUAUGGCGACCAGGCCACUUAUUCCCCUUUUUUUUCUUUUUAAGUUUGCCGUAGAAUUAGUAAAUACUUUGAUUAUAUAUGACAUGUAUCUACUGCUAUAAAACACUAUACUUUGAUUAUACAUGAUAUGUAUCUACUGCUAUAAAACACUAUACUUUGAUUAUACAUGAUAUGUAUCUACUGCUAUAAAACACUAUACUUUGAUUAUAUAUGACAUGUAUCUACUGCUAUAAAACACUAUACUUUGAUUAUAUAUGACAUGUAUCUACUGCUAUAAAACACUAUACUUUGAUUAUACAUGAUAUGUAUCUACUGCUAUAAAACACUAUACUUUGAUUAUAUAUGAUAUGUAUCUACUGCUAUAAAACAUUAAAAAAACAAAUUUAUUUACUGAAUUCAGCUUGAAGAAAUGAUCAACCAGGAACUUGAAGGCAAUGAAGUUGUGUCUCUGUUACAAUGGGUCAAGGCAUACGAGUAGGUCAUUCUGAAGUUCACAUUGUACUCUGCUGAUAAUUGGGGUCCUAUUUUAGAGAUAGACUAUUUAUUUUCUUUUCAUUUAAAUUGGUCCAAGGCACAUGAGUGGGUCAUUCGAUGUGCCAAGGCACAUGAGAAGGCACAUGAGUGGGUCAUUCGAUUGGCCAAGGGCACAUGAGUAGGUCAUUCUUAAAUUUGUAGUGAAUUUUAUUGAUAUAAUUAGAAACAAUUGUUAGUUAUAAGCUGUUUUUUUUAUUGUUGACUUUUUUAUGCUACCCAGUUUUUCUUAAUUGUUUUUAUUAAAUUUUGUUUCUCUUCCUUUUCUAUUAUAAGUUUGUUAUUUCUAAUUUUAUUUAUUUCACUGAAGUCUUGUCACAGACAAUGCACACAUUGAGGUGGUUCUAUCAUAAUAAUUACAUGACUUAUCUGGUGGGCAGAUUUGAAUGAUUUUACUGUAUCAUUAUUUUCCAUUAUUUCUUAAUGAAACUUUUUGUUUCUGUUUUCCCCAAUGUUCUCAGUUCGCCUGAGCUGAUGAGGCACCCAGAGAUCAACAUUGACAUCAAGGAGCUCGGUCCACUGCUGGAGCACAAGAUUAUCAUAUCUUUACAGAAUAAGUAAUGGUUGUUUUGUUUUUUUAAUAGAAAAUAUGAUUUUAGAGAUAGUUCUAUUUACGUCUUUUGUGCCACUAAUGAUAAUGGUUUUAACUACCAGAUAAGUCCUGGGGAAAAUUAACUUAUUUGAACAACACUUGCAAAAAGUUAUACUCGACUGUUCCAGCCAGUGUAAAAAAAGUUCUAAUCAUAACUUAAAGAAAUUUUUGGGGUACAAUUAACUUGAAAUAAUUAGAACAUAUUUUGCUACAAUUAAAAAAAAAAAGCUUAAAAACAACACAAAGUCCCAGGCUAAUUAAAGCCAUCUUCACCCAUAAUCCAUCUCUGUUUUUUCCCCCCGUACAUCUAGUUUCAACUUCUCUAUGAAUUAUUUAAACAUCCGAGUUGCAAUUUAUCCAACUCUAUUUUAAUUCAAUAAUCUCAACAUUUUAAUGUCUAGAUCCAGAUUAAAGGUGACUGGGCUUGUUCCCCUCUCAUAUUCCCCUCUCAUGUUCCUCUCUCUUGAUCUAUCACUGUAUGACACUAUGUAAGUUAUUAUUUUCCCUUUCCUCACAUAAGCUUUAAAUUUAGCUAAUUUCAAUAUAAUAUUAUUUUCAGGUAUUUGAAAAACAUGAAACAGAACAUUACAGAUUGGAGUAGGAACACGCUGCGGUCAGAUUUAAAGGUCAGAAAACAUUCUUUAAUAAUGAAAAACGGUUUUCAUCCGUACAAUUUCUGUGAAAAAAAGGUGGCAGAACGACAGGGUAUUUUUUUGACAAUUAUUAAUGGGACUGUUAAACAAAUAGAUAGUUUAAUUAAAAAGAAUUGCUUUUUGGUAACAACUUAAAAUAAAGGUUUUGUAUUCAGGUCAGGGAAGCUAAAUUUCAACUAGCAACUCUUAUGUUGUUUUGAUUAUCACAAAAAAAAUUUGGGUGUGGGGCUAAGCCCCCUCCACAUACCCCCCCUCUCUAUUUAGCUCCCAAUAUAAUCUUAAUCAAUGUUAUUUGCUGAAGUUAAUAUUUAGUGUGAAGGCAUUUUUUUAAAGAUUUUUAGCUGCUCCUUACAUUAAAAUCUGACAGGAUUAAAAUUUAGCUGAUUAGUCUUGUCAGCUAAUGGAUAUUGCAACUUGUCUAGUCAAGAAUGACAUUGUCUGGUCAAGAAUGACAUUGUCUAGUCAAGAAUGACAUUGUCUAGUCAAGAAUGACAUUGUCUAGUCAAGAAUGACAUUGUCUGGUCUUCUGGUAUUCUUCUCAUUAGGAUUGGGCUGAGAAUGAACCACCUGAUGAGGACGGAGACGGCUUCUAUAAUACACAGCUACCUGUCAUCAUCUUCCAAAUGAUGGAGCAGAAUGUAAGUUAGAUAGAUUAAAUGUCAGAUAGAUUUAAUGGCCGUUAGAUUUAAUGGCCAUUAGAUUUAAUGGCCCUUAGAUUUAAUGGCUGUUACAUUUAAUGGCCGUUAGAUUUAAUGGCUGUCAGAUUUAAUGGCAGUUAGAUUUAAUGGCCGUUAGAUUUAAUGGCAGUUAGAUUUAAUGGCCGUUAGAUUUAAUGGCCGUUAGAUUUAAUGGCCGUUAGAUUUAAUGGCCAUUAGAUUUAAUGGCAGUUAGAUUUAAUGGCAGUUAGAUUUAAUAGCAGUUAGAUUUAUGGAUAAAUGGAAAAGUCUGUUCAACUGCUGAUUGUCUCAAAUUGAGAUUGUAGAAGACAUAAUAUGUAGAUGUGGUCAAAUGCACAUUUUACUCCAACUUGCCAUGAGUCGUCCCACACAGUCAUCCCACACACUCGUCCCACACAGUCAUCCCACACAGUCGUCCCACAUCAUCCCACACAGUCAUCCCACACAGUCAUCCCACACAGUCAUCCCACACAGUCGUCCCACACAGUUGUCCCACACAGUCAUCCCACACAGUCAUCCCACACAGUCAUCCCACACAGUCAUCCCACACAGUAGUCCCACACAGUCAUCCCACACAGUCGUCCCACACAGUUGUCCCACACAGUCAUCCCACAUGGUCAUCCCACACAUUCAUCCCACACAGACGUCCUACACAGUCGUCCCACACAAAACAUUGGAUCCCCCUCAUCCGCCAGUUAUCCACCCUCAACUCGUAUUGCUCCAUCCAUACUGUCUAUACUUGUUCUAAAUCCCAUUUCUCCAUACACAAAAUGGUACUAAACUUUAUUUUUGUGUGAGCAAAAAAGAUUGUAAAACUAAUUAACAGACAGCAUGUAUUGUAAUAUUUAAAUGUUCGGCUGACAUAGUAGAUAUCAUGUAGGCUAGGAUGUCGGCCAUCUACAAUAGCUAUUUCAUUAUUCAAUGUUGGUAGUUUGAUACACUCUUAGCACAGCCAAUCAUGGCAGUCAUCAAAUAAAGAGAAAACGUGUCGCCCGAUUUAGUAUACAGUCUAUGUUGACUUAUAUGAAUUAAUUUUUUUUCUUCAUUCGUUUUUAUAACAGAAGCAAUGUACCUGCAGAAAAUUAUAAAACUUUUUUUUUUUAAUUUUCUACGAGCCACUCAUAAGCCAACCAUCCCACUUAAAUCAAUGAAAUAUUUCCUGAAACGUUGGCUUGUUAACUAGUAUAUACCAUACAUGCAUUUGAUUUCAAUUCACCCGCUGCUAAUAUUUAGUCUUUGUAAGGCGGAGUCUACCGUUCAAGUUUCACUACAGCUGUUCCCCACACUUGUUUUGUCUACCGUUCAAGUUUCACUACAACUAUUUCCACAUUUGUUUUGUCUACUGUUCAAGUUUCACUACAGCUAUUCCCACACUUCUUUUGCAUUCCUUAGCUGCAAGUGGCCAAUAUAAUUGGUCAAGAUCUGGUCAAGAGGGUUCUAGAGUUGUUCGCUGAGGAGCUCAAUCGUUUUGCCAAUGACUAUUUAUGUAAGUUCGUUUUCAAUAACUCAUUCUCUCUGCCUGUGUUCAUGAAGAAAAUACAGUUGUGAUGGUCAUGAACACAGGGAAGUAAUUCUGAUUUGAAAUUUAAAUUUAAGUGUAGUAAUUUUUUUAAAACUCCUAUUAUUAAUCAAUUGUAACAAAAAUUCCUGAACUUUUAUUCAUUGGUUAUUUUGUUUCUAUGGACAAAUGUGUGUAGGCCACUUUUGACGCCUAGUCUUAAACAUGUAUUAUUCUCUACGAUGCCUAUUUGAAAAAACAGUUGAGAGCGCCUUUGAUUUAUGUUUUUUCAACAGCUGAGCUAAGAAUCUACGAAGAACGACAUGUGGCCAACAGGGAGACCCCAAAGUUUUAUGUACAUUACGUGGUUAGUAUGAUCUGUCAGUUGUGCCUGUCUUUGUGGAAUAUGUGGCAGCUCUCAAACAUUAAGUGACAAGCAACACAUAAAGUUACUUUCUGAACUCGCAAGGAAUCAAGGAAAUAUAUAUAAAAAAUUGUGUGCUCUAGACAUAAAUGUUGCAAACUUUAAAGAGUUUUAAAUUAUGAAUGUGACACAUUAUAAUACAUUUUUUUUUUUUUUACAUUCUCAAUAGUAUUUUUGUCCAUUUUCUGAUUUAAAUAUUUAUAAUCACAAUUUAAUCGCAAGUUUUAGCAGUGGCCAAUGGAGCCACAUACAUAAAAUCAGAUACAGCGAAUAGAUCAGAUAAAGUCAUUUGAUUAGAUAUCUCAAAGAUCAAUUUUACAUUUUGCACAUUUACACAUAUAUAUCAAAUAGUUUUAUAUUGAAACUACAAAAUACAAUUUCGCUUUACUUUUCUAUACAUGUUUUUAAUCAUUAAAAACAAAAUCUUUGAGAUCCACUCAUCAUGAUACGGUAUUGUUAUGUCAUGUAUGAAUCUAAGAUAAUUAAUGCAGAAAACAUACUUCUGGUUAUGUAAGGCUCCCAAAUCUGUCUGAUAACAGAUAGCCAAUGCCAACAACUGUCUGGCUUUUGGGGAGUACAUGAAAGAGCUCCGAAAGAGGUACAUUAAGAAUGAGUUUGAGGAAGAGCAAGAUGACGACACAGAACAGAUCAGAAAAGAUCCAUUCCAGCAACUGACUGACAAAUUUCAAUCACUAGCCAAAAACUGGUAGGUCCUGCAUCGAGCUGAAAAUAUUCCUAUAGGGACAUCUUGAACUAAGUUAGCUGAUCAUGUGAAGUACUUAAAAAACAUCUUGUCUUAUAGUUAUUCAAGAAUCUGGGAGAGCUAAUAUGUGUAAUGGCUGGCCUGUCCAAGGUGUAAGAACAUCUUCUGUUGAUGGUCACCUGAAGCAAAUUUAGACAUUUAUCAUUUACCUGAAUUCAAAAUUUAACUCAUCACAUUUUAUUUCAUUACUGUUCUUAGAAAUACGAGCCUUUCAAACUAUUCAUAUUGAUAUGUGACAUUUUUAACUCUCUGUAUAUGUAUGUGUUGGGGUGGGGUGAGUAAUUUAACAUAAAGUUAUAUAUGUCUUUAGCAUCAGACAGCCUGAAAGUGUUGACAUACAUAAAUAAUAUGCCGGAUAUAAUUCUUAGCUUAAUGAAUAUUUUUGAAUUAUUACUUGUUGUUUUUUGCAUACUUUUAAAAACCUUUAUAGUUCUGGAACAAUUCAGCUAAUUUUUUUUUUUUCUCAUUUGCUAAAUCUAAUUUCCCUCCUCCUCCCCCAUUUGUCUUCAGCUGUGAUUAUAUCCUAGAAGAACUUUUCAUCGACCUGACCAAAUGUUUGAGUGAUCUCAUGACCAGAAAUUGGUAAGUGGUAACAGACAACUUGCUUGGAAUCUAGGCAUCCUUCUCACAGAGAUAAACUUUAGUUUUAAUGCCUCCUCUGCGAACACCAUGUACGGCAUCAGACACAAAUGUAUGCUCAUGUGUCCGAGUCUGAUGCUUCCUUUAUAGCAGUUGAAAAAAUUUUAAGGUUGUGUUUAGUUAUCCCCCUCUUAAGUUUACCCAGUAGCUUCCCCUGAGGAGACCUCGCUAGCCGCCCCUUCCCAUUUGAUGACAUGCAAUGUGUUUAAGGUGUUACUGAUGCCCACCCAAUUUUUGCCCUGUCCAGUAUGGGUACUUACUAGUAGUUGGUACUGGCAAUGUGUUUGAGAGUCAGUUUUGUUUAUGAAUGCCCCCCCCCCCCCCCAAACCCCCUUUUUUUUAAUUUUAUUUCUAUUAUUUAAUUUGUAUUUUUUUUUUUUUUUUAAUACUUAUGGUAGUCAUGAUUGGUGUCUAGACUGUCUUUGGCCUAGUAAUUUGUAGUGCAUUCGUCUCCUCCAAACAGGGAAUGGUGUUAAACAUGUGUUUGAUUCAUUGAUAAUCAUUUUUCUGGAUUAAAUAUACAUAGCUGAGGGAAAAGGAUUUUUCUUAAAUACUGUAUAAUUAGUGUAAAAGAAUUUGAUAAAAGAAACCACCACGUAUGGAUACGUAUGGAUACGUAUGGAUACGUGACUCUUACCCUCCAAAUCCAAAUUGCAGCAACCAUUUUUUCCAGGUUUUAUAUUCCUAUCCUUCUUAUGAUCAUUUAGAACCUAAUUGUUCUUUUAAAAUUUAAUUGUUCAUUCACUUAGGGCCCAUUUAGGGCUUCAUUUUUCUUUAGCUGAGGGACGUGCUGGGGCUCCAUUGUACAUUAGCUAAGGGUGCUGGGUGGUCGAUUGGUCUAAACUGAGUGAAUCCCAAGCUAGUGUACUGGAGUUCAAUCCCCAGAAAAAUCAAAGACAUCACCAUAAAAAAAAAAAAAUGGUAAUACGGGGAGAGACUGCAAUCAGGUUAGCAAAAAAGGAAAUGGGUGAAACAAAGUAUGGUCAAACCUGAAAAAAGGAGCACAUUUGCUGCCUUCUCGAAUACCACUUUUCAGCUAAGUGCUAUUUUUUAAUUUAAUUCUUUUUUUUCUGUUGUUUGUUCGCUAACGAAGACUGCCCGACGACACGUUUAGUGUUUUAUUGCAUUUCUUUUUUCAGGUUUGACCAUACUUUAUUUUACUCAUUUCCUUUUUCAAAUACGUCACCAGCAGUUUUGCUUUAGUCCUCCAUUUCACCUCUCCCACCCUACUGAUCAGAAAUACCUUAGUUAGGAUUCUUGUUUUGAAGUCAUUGUUUAUAGAUUCUUCUGUGUCAUUGGUGGAGAUAUAAUACUAUGACUUUGGACUGGACGUCCAGUUCUGAAAGUAUGAACACAAUUAAUGAUAUAAUAAUGUGUCUUUGGUCAGGAUGUCGAGUGCCGAAGGUGUCAAUACAAUUAAUGAUAUAAUAAUCUGUCUUUGUUCAGGAUGUCGAGUGCGGAAGGUGUCAAUACAAUUAAUGCCACUUGGGCUGAUUACCACCAAGACUUCCUGCACCUGAAACCAUCCAUGUAUGAAAUUCUACUGGCCAAGGGGCAGCGGAGACUUAUCAAAGAAUAUGUCAAGGCUCUUUUAUCUAGGUAGGCUUCUGCUAAAAUGUGGGGUAUACCGCUGGUGGCUAUUUGGUUAAGUUUCUUCAAAAAUAUAUGGGAUACACCUGUUUUUUUUUUUUUUUUGGUUAGGUUUACGCUAAAACUCUUUCAGCUCGGUUUCAAUGGAUUUUUUUUUUCCUCAGAGCCAUUAAACUCAUAGGUUGUGCGUUACUAGAAGACAUUAAUUGUAUGAUAUCCUAAAAAGUCAUUUGUUUUUUUGUUUUUUUUUUUUUAAAUUUUUUGGGUAUUCUCUUUUUUUUUUUUUUUUUUGGUUAGGUUUACGCUAAAACUCUUUCAGCUCGGUUUCAAUGGAUAUUUUAUUUCAUCAGAGCCAUUAAACUCAUAGGUUGUGCGUUACUAGAAGACAUUAAUUGUAUGAUAUCCUAAAAAGUCAUUGUCUAGCUUUUCAUAGUAAUGUAGGCUACCCCACAGUUUGAAGAAAAAAAAAUGCAAUUGUGAUAAUCAUAUCCUACAGGUGAAAACAUAGACUAGUAAUAAUUAAUUUGUGCAUUUCAGAAAGCUCUCCUUCAAAAGUUAUGAUGAAAGGAAAGCUACCGCUGAGAAAAUCUGCAGAGAAGCUGAGGACUUGAAAGCACAGUUUCUAGCAAUGUCACCAAAACUGGUGAGCAAGUCUUUCGAAAUUUUACACUUAGUCUCUGCAAUCAUUAACAUAGAUUUUUACUCCACCAAUAUCAUCCUUAAUUGAUCUAAAAAUCUGAUGGAUUGUUUUCAGUUUGUUAGUCCUAACUUUUCGUGUGACUCCUGGAAUGGUGCAGUCUCAGUUAAUUCUGAUGCCCGACCUCAAUUUUUCCUAUGUAAAUAUCAAGUUUUUCUUCUGACUUACAAUUUACAAAUUGGUGGGAACAAUAACCGUCCUAAACACCGUUUUUUGUCCUAAACAAAACACCCCUUUUCUUUUUUUUUAGGAGUUAUGUUUUAUCUCAUGAUGUUAUGCCUAUUUUCAUUCAGCAUGUCAUAAUUCUAUGUCCUAGAGAUAUGUUUCUCUAACACCUGUCACUUUCUGUAUCUGUCUCUGCAGGACGUUACUUUAUUUGAUGUGCUACCUGCCCUCGCUGAAGGAUUGAAGCUCAAAGACAGUUCUAUGCUAUCUCUCGAAAUCAUGGCAAGUUACUUUUGGUUUAAGUUACCCUUAUAAAUACAAGGGGCCAGACUUUUCACAUGGGAUGCCAAAUUAAUUUGUUUGGUAUGUCAGAAGAGGUCAUUGCUAUAUUUUGAAUCUAAUUGCCAGGUAACAGUCAAAUUAAAAUAUUUUUGUCACAAUUUAAAACCAAUGUUGAUGACCAACUGACUGGUAAAGAAAAGUGAUGCUUGGGAUUUUUCAACAGACUUUUGUCUGUGACAUCAAAGCACUACAUUUUGCCAAGUGUACUUGUUUUUAUAACCAUUUUAAUGUUUUAGCUACUGUUUUUAUAGUCAUUUUUCACAUUGUUGUUACUAUUCUAGUGUUUCUGGUUUUUCAUUUUAUUUUUACUUUAGCAGUUUAAAUAGUUUACAUAUUCUUAAUAAUUGUAAAGCGCUUAGAGCUGUAAGGUAAGCGCUAUACAAAAAUGCCUAAAUAAUAAUAAUAAUAAUAAUAUUAUUAUAUGCCAACAACUUGGGCAAACAACAUUAAGAGUUAUUUUGUUGAUACACUAUUAUUUCUUUGGUGCUUAAAGACAGUCAUGAUCAUUUGAAAUAAUCUUAUUUUUAUAUUUUUUUAUGGUGUAGUUGGCCCAUAUACAUAAUGUUAAAAAAUGCUUAUAUAUUUUCUUAUGGUGUAGUUGGUCAUAAACAAAAUGUUUACUAAUGUUUUUAUAUUUUCUUAUGCUAUAGUUGGCCAUAUACAACAUUUUUAAAAAAAUGGUUUUACAUUUUAAGCAUUUUCAAUUUUAUUUCAAAUACAUAAAGCUUUAAAUUAUAAUUAUUUAUUUUAAAAAAAUCAUUUGAAUUGAUGUAAUAACUUGAUUUUGCACUGAUAAUAUAAAAUAUCUCCAAAGUAUUUCAAUAAUUCAUAUCAAUCAAUUCUGUUUUGUCUCCAGGGUUUUGCCCAAAAAUAUCCAGAUAUCAGGCUGGAGCAACUAAUCAAUUUGAUUUUGUGUCGAGGGGACAUCAGCCGCUCUGAUGCCAGACAGGUAAAGACAAAUUUCAAAAUCUUUUUUAAAAUUAAUUUGAUUUUUUUUUUUAAAAUCUGCAGAAAGCAAUGGAUUGAUCCAAACACAAUGGAUUGAUCCAAUCACAAUGGAUUGAUCCUAUAUAUUAUGCAUAAAAACAAUUGAUAUUUUUCAUUAAACAUAUUUUUUAAAAUUAAAUUAGCAGUUAAAUGUUGAGUUGCCAUUUUAGCAGUUAAUGUUUGAAUCAAGUGUGUGAGAUUUGAAUCCUACACUCAGCUACUAAUGAGUAUUGUCCUCUACAAACUGAAAGUCUCAGCUACUAAUGAGUAUUGUCUUCUACAAUCUGAAAGUCUCAGCUACUAAUGAGUAUUGUCUCUACAAACUGAAAGUCUGAGCUACUAAUGAUUAUUGUCUUCUACAAACUGAAAGCCCCAGGUACUAUUGAUUAUUGUCUUCUACAAACUGAAAGUCUCAGCUACUAAUGAGUAUUGUCUUCUACAAUCUGAAAGUCCCAGCUACAAACAUUCACUUACAACAUUUGAUGUAAAUUUUUAACGUUUACUUUUGUGAGAACUGAGGUUUCACCCCAUUGUUCACCUUACUGAUAAUUUUGCAUGGAGUGUGUCAGGUAGUUCAGCCAGUGAUCACAGAGCUAUCAAAGUCUAACACGCUGUGUCUUAUUUACAUAAAAAAAAAUAUUUUACAGAUGAAAAAUUCUUUUUGUUAUUUAGAAGACAAACAAACAAACAGGUUAUUUGGAAAAAAAGAAAAAGAAUUAGUUGCAAGUGUUUUACUGUGUAUGGGCUUGUAUUAGUUGGCAGACGUGUUAAAACACAAAGUACCUGCGUUGUUAUACAAAGUUCAAGGGCUGUCUUCACUUCCUUGAUUUAUGCACACAGCUGCAGUUUUUAUCGGGCAAGACAAGAGGCCAUUCUGGAUUUAGCAUCUCUUAAUAUAAAGCAUUGAAAGUCUUCCAACUUGAUUGAGUUUUUAAAAAAAAUGUAUUAUGAAAGUGUUGGACUGCUAGAAAGCUUUCAAGUAGAUAGAGACAGAAACAAUUGUUGUAAAUAAAACAAUAUAGGUCAAGCUUUACUUUAAUUAUGGUUAUACAAAAUAUAAAUUCAAGCGUUUCGGCAAAUGCCUUUAUCAUUACAACAAAAAUACAACCUUGACGGAAUAUUAGACAUUACAGAAAUGUAUGCAAGAAGUACACCUAAUAGAAUUUAAAUGGAAAUUGAAUUAUUAAAACGAUUUGGUACGUUGACUCCACAGGGUGUAAACGCAACUCACAAUUUUACACCACUGCCAUGUCUUUUCCUGUUGGGUUUUUAAAUUUUACCAACACCCACAUUUGUUUCAUUUUACUGAUCUUUCUUUUCGGUAGGAACUUGUGCCCAUUCCUAUUGUUUUCUUUCUUUUUAAGGUAUAGGUAGAAUAUGCAAAUAUUAUGUAAAUUUAAUUUAUAAUUAUAUUGUUUUUUUUUGUUAUACUGAUGAAGUCAUUUGCCAAAAUGUUCAAAUUUCUAUUUUUUUCUAACCUCAAUUAAAGCGUUAAAAGUUAUUCUUUUAUUUACACAAAUUGUUUGGGUCUCAAUAAUCUAGAAUUUUAUUUAAAAUCCGUUUUUAACACUGACAAGAAUAGAUGGUCUCAUUUACAAGUUUCUCUCACCUGUAGCUGACUUUGACCCUCCCCAAGAACAGAUGGCUCACUAGGCUAAUUGGCCUGUCUCACCUGUAGCUGACCUUGACCCUCCUGAAGAAUAGAUGGCUCACUGGGGCCAACAAUCUAUCUCAUCAGUAGCUGACCUUGACCCUGUACCAAUUUGAACCAGUUUAUCUGGAGCAAGGGGCAGAAAAUGUUACCAUGACGCCCCACACUGCACUUCUCCAACACAUUCCCAUAUUUUGACGUCCCAAUGCAAAAUUGUUUUACUUCCGAAAUUUCCUUAGUCCAGUUUUAUGCCUGCUGUCAAAAUUGAUGUUUUCUAUUGAUUUUGUCUCCAGCUGGCCAUUGACACACUGGGUGAAGAUGACUCCAACAAACCUAAAGGAAUAUUCUCAGAGAUUGCUGGCUCAGGCUGACCCACUCUGCUCAUGAUUCAGAUGAGCUAAAUUGUUGAAAGUGACAGAUGAACCAAAUCCAAAGAUGAAAUUGCUCAUCAAUGACACAACAAACCCCCCCCCCCCACCCCCAGUUUCAUGUCCAGUAAUGAAAAUGACCAGACAUGAUGAUUGUGUUUGGUUUGGUUACCCACUCUGCUCAUGAUUCAGAUGAACUAAAUUUUUGAAAGUGACAGAUGACACAAAUCCAAAGAUGAAAUUGCUCAUCAAUGACACAACAAACCCCCCCCCCCACCCCCAGUUUCAUGUCCAGUAAUGAAAAUGACCAGACAUGAUGAUUGUGUUUGGUUUGGUUAUGCUGUGAACUUGAUGAUUGUGUUCAAUUUGACAUGGAACAAGUUAACACAGAGAAUAUGUGGACAUGAAAAGAAAUUUGAUAAUUGUUUUAGGGUGGGUUUAUUUUUAAUAUUUAAUUUAUUUAUGAUGUUUUGGUCAAUAAAUGUACACUGACAUGAGUUUUUUGAAGAGCAUAGCAGUUAUUUUGUACACAAUUCAUUACUGUACAGCUAAUAGGUACACAAAUAAAGCCCCAUGAUAAAUAGUUUAUUUCCUCUCUUUAAUUCUCACACUUUUUGUGUGUCUAGUCAUGAUUAUUUGUAUCAUUCCUUGCAGUUACUGACUGUUUUGAUUCAUUAAUAAAUUAAUUUUUUAAAAACCACA
This is a messenger RNA of Lymnaea stagnalis (great pond snail), 25503 nucleotides long. The record is from the annotation of a GenBank genome assembly. NCBI's taxonomy places the organism in Eukaryota, Metazoa, Mollusca, Gastropoda, Lymnaeidae.